CUUUGUAUUCUUAUGUUAUAUGUGUGUGAUGGUUGUGUGAAUUCUCAAGCCAAGCAAAGUCUUCUCUUUCACACACUUUUCAAUCUCAAAAACCAUGGAAGAACAAGAAUCUAGGGUUUGACAGCAUCAAAGGUCUGUGCUUUGGUGCUUUCUUAUUCUUUUUUCCUUGGUUCAUUGAAGAUAAGAUUGGGUUGAAUUUUUUUAUUUUUAUUUAUUUUCUAAAGCAGAUAUAGAUAUGCUGCAAUUUCUUCUAACUCCUAUUAGUUAGUUCUGAUCCCAGGGUCUUUGUUUGUUCUACCAACAACAGAAAACAUAAACAAAAAAGAAAAAAAAUUGACCCUUUUCAACCUUUGAUGGAAUUUUGAGACUUGAACAAGAAAAAUCCUGUUUUUGUGGCUCCCUUUGAAAAAAAUGGGAUUCUUUAUAUCUGGGUCUUUUUGUAUGCCACUUAUGGCUGAAUGUAUGGUAUCUGUGUUGAUAACUCAGAUGUUCAUGUUUUUUUAGUAUUAAGGCAUGUUUAGCUUCUGAUUUGAGAGUUCUUGAUUAACUUAGAUAGAUAGAUAGAUAGAUAAUUAGAUAGUUAAGAAUGGAGGAAGUUGAACAAGCUAAUAGAUUAGCUGUUGAAAGCUGUCAUAGAGUUCUUAGUAUUUUGUCUCAGCCAAGGGAUCAAGUUCAGAAUAGGAAUUUAAUGGUGGAAACUGGUGAAGCUGUGUUAAGGUUCAAGAAAGUUGUUUCCUUGCUUCAAAAUGGUUUGGGUCAUGCAAGAGUGAGGAAGCAUAGAAAGCUUCAAGUACCCUUUUCUCAAAGCAUACUCUUAGAUAACCCGAAUUGCUUCAAGAACAACAACAACAACCUUAACCAUGAUCAAUCAAAGAAAGUAGUGAUGCUUCAUGAGAAUUCAGUUCAGGAAUUGGGAUCAAGUACGGUUAGGAACUCACUUUCUUUGGUGAAUCCAUCUUUGGAAUUGAGCUCAAGUGCCAAAAGUACUAUUAACCAACAAGGUUCUUCAUCUAGUCACUAUCAGUUCCUUCAACAGCAACAAAUUCAGCAACAAAGGUUGUUGAUGCAGCAGCAACAGCAGCAGCAACAAAUGAAAAAUCAUGCUGAGAUGAUGUUCCGAAGGAACAACAGUGGCAUAAACCUCAAUUUCGACAGCACUAGCUGCACGCCGACAAUGUCGUCUACUACUAGGUCUUUCAUUUCUUCCUUGAGCAUAGACGGAAGUGUGGCGAACCUGGACGGAAGUUCCUUCCAUCUUAUAGGAGCCCCACUCUCUUCUGAUCAAAAUUCGCAACAGCAUAAGCGAAAAUGUUCCGCUAGAGGCGACGAGGGCAGUGUGAAAUGUGGAAGCAGUGCUAGAUGUCAUUGCUCAAAGAAGAGGAAACAUAGAGUGAAGAGAUCAAUUAAGGUGCCAGCUAUCAGCAACAAACUUGCAGAUAUACCUCCUGAUGAUUAUUCAUGGAGGAAGUAUGGACAGAAACCAAUCAAGGGUUCUCCUCACCCAAGGGGAUAUUACAAGUGCAGCAGCAUGAGAGGGUGCCCUGCAAGGAAGCAUGUAGAGAGGUGCUUGGAAGAGCCAACAAUGCUAAUUGUUACCUAUGAAGGAGAGCAUAACCAUCCAAAGUUACCAACACAAUCUGCAAAUGCAUGAAACCACUUCAUUGGAGAGAGAGCUUACCAAAAACAACAUCAAGCCCUCAUUCAAAUUUGUCAAAGACCUUCUUGUGAUGUGAGAUUCAUUGGCUUCAGAAUGCUGCUGUGUACAUAUUUUGAGUGAUGCAAGCAGGGAUUGAUGGAUGGAUGGAUUGAUGAUAUUGUUCUUGGUGCAGAUUUUGGCUAACAAGGCCUUUUGAUUUUAGAAAAUGGAAAAGUAUGUAAAAUUGGGGUAGUUUCAAUUCUCAAGAACUUUUCUUUUAUUUCCUUUUUUUCUUCUUUAAGAUAUAUAAUCUUUCUUGAGCUUGAGCAUGUUAUAACCGUUUUCAGGGUUUUCUAA
Messenger RNA from Arachis duranensis, 1993 nucleotides. Its product is annotated as probable WRKY transcription factor 21. The record is from RefSeq and is a predicted model, not a curated record. Gene Ontology annotation, biological process: regulation of DNA-templated transcription. Gene Ontology annotation, molecular function: DNA-binding transcription factor activity; sequence-specific DNA binding. The transcript is spliced from 3 exons. NCBI's taxonomy places the organism in Eukaryota, Viridiplantae, Streptophyta, Magnoliopsida, Fabales, Fabaceae. The coding region runs from base 587 to 1651 and encodes 354 amino acids.